This is a messenger RNA of Oncorhynchus nerka (sockeye salmon), 2077 nucleotides long. RefSeq names its product BTB/POZ domain-containing protein KCTD12-like. Gene Ontology annotation, biological process: protein homooligomerization; regulation of G protein-coupled receptor signaling pathway. The coding region runs from base 554 to 1390 and encodes 278 amino acids. NCBI's taxonomy places the organism in Eukaryota, Metazoa, Chordata, Actinopteri, Salmoniformes, Salmonidae. Gene Ontology annotation, cellular component: signaling receptor complex; presynaptic membrane; postsynaptic membrane. The transcript has a single exon. The record is from RefSeq and is a predicted model, not a curated record. Gene Ontology annotation, molecular function: protein binding.
GGCGGGGAUGACUCUGGAGAAGCGGGGAUGACUCUGGAGAAGUGGGGAUGACUCUGGAGAAGUGUGUGAAUUGGACAGUUGUCCUGUCCUGCUAAGUAUUCAAAAUGUAACGAGGACUUUUGGGUGUCGAGGAAAAUGUACAGACUAAAAAUAACAUUAUUUUCUUUAGGAAUAUAGUGAAGUAAAAGUAAAAGUUGUAAAAAAUAUAUAUAAAGUACAGAUACCCCAAAACAACUACUUACAGUAAGUAGUACUUUAAAGUAUUUUUACUUAAUUACUUUACACCUCUGGUCUUGAGUGGUUUCAUAGCUUUACUUCUACUAAAAGAGAAGACUUCCAUACUGACUGAGGGAAGUCACAAACUCUGUCCGUGAAGAGUUAACUUUUCAGCAGUAUUCUGCUGCCUCCCCAGUCCGUCUCCUCCUCCUCUUCUCCUCCCACACAACUCCAGCCAUAUAAACAAAACCGUUACAUUUGUACUGGUGUUAUUUUGUCCAUUUCCUGGAUUCGCCAAGUCCGUUGGAGUUCUACCCAGGCGCGCAGGGGGAGAGAGAUGGCACACAGUGAGAACCAACAGUCGUCCUUUUCUGAUAUAAUAGAAUUAAACGUCGGCGGGCAAGUGUAUGUAACUCGACAUGCAACUUUAGUCUCCGUCCCAAACUCUCUCCUGUGGACUAUGUUCGCACAGAAGAGCCCUACAGAACUACCGAAAGACAGCAAAGGACGCUACUUCUUUGACCGGGACGGAUUUCUGUUCAGGUAUAUUCUGGAUUAUCUGCGGGAAAGGGACAUCGUUCUACCGGACUUCUUUAAGGAGAGGGGUCGGUUACAGAAGGAGGCAGAGUUCUUCCAGCUGCACGAGCUCGCACAGCGCCUCAGACCGGCAGUGAGUAAAGAUAACUCUCUCGGGGACGAGCUGUGCGCCCAUGGGGACCCGGAAGAGGCUUCGCUCGCUUGCGCUCUGGGUAGUAGCAGCAUCACCACGACCGCGGUGAGCAGCCCGACUCCGAGCCUUCGCUCCCCGUUCCAGAAGCAUGGCUAUAUUACCAUUGGUUACCGGGGCUCCUACACCAUCGGGAGGGAUAUUCAAACGGACGCCAAGUUCAGGCGUGUGGCCAGAAUAACGGUUUGCGGAAAGACGUCCCUGGCCAAAGAAGUUUUCGGUGAGACUCUGAAUGAGAGCAGAGACCCGGACAAACCACCUGAGAGGUACACUUCCCGGUACUAUCUGAAGUAUAACUUUCUGGAGCAGGCGUUCGACAGGCUCGCGGAGGUCGGGUUCCGCAUGGUGGCUUGCAGCUCCACGGGCACGUGCGCGUACGCGAGCAGCGACCCGAACGAGGACAAAAUCUGGACCAGCUACACCGAAUACGUGUUCUCCCGGGACUGAACAACCCGCUAGGUAGCUUUACCUGAGGGUACUGGGACAGUGACGUCGCGUGACGCUCACCUGUACGGUAGAGAGACUACCUGCAGAAAUGUGAAAACUCCUCGAUCUUCUCUAUAUGUCCCAUCUGAUUAUGGGAAAGGUUAAAGGUUACUGAGGAUUAUUCUGAAAGUAUGGACAUAUUGGUUGUUGUUUUGCCCAGGCCUAUAUAAGGCUAAUGGAGGUAUGUUUCAUGUUGCAGACCAGACUAUAUUAUACAGUUAUUAUACGACUGUUGUGACAGAAUGCUCUCAAUGUGUUUAUACUAACAUUAAACACACACACACACACACACACACACAUUAACACACACACAUUAACACACACACACACACACCACACACACACACACAUUAACACACACACAAACAUUAACACACACACACACACACACACAUUAACACACACACACACAUUAACACACACACACAAACCACACAAACAUUAACACACACACACACACCACACAAACAUUAACACAUUAACACACACACCACACAAACAUUAACACACACACACACACACACACACACACACACACUCAGAUUGGGGAUCCAGCCCGUUUCCUUAAGUUGGGAUCUUAACCCUGCAGAACGUUACGUUUGGAUUUGUGUUUUGUUGCAAUUCAGUAUUAAAAAAUCAUGAACACUU